AUGCGAGCGAAUCCCGAUAGGCCGCCGGCCUCACCCUGGCUGAUCAGCAUGCAGAGUGAGAAAGGCAAAGCGCCAACAGGCAGCAGGGUUGGAACAGGCCCAGCGCCAUGGACCAGAUCCUUCCGCCGCCGCCUCCUCCCCUCUUUGUCCCAGGACCCGGCGGGCCUCUCAAGAGCUGCGGAAUACGAUGUUGUGCGAGAGGCGCGCAGCCAGCGAGGACAGGAUGGACUGGGUCGAAUCCUCGACGGUAUCGACCCCUUGAACGGUGUAACUCGAAGGGUGGACGGAAAGCACCAACGGGCGGUCCACACUGUAAUCGCCCCGUGA
Messenger RNA from Penicillium argentinense, 327 nucleotides. RefSeq lists its product as uncharacterized. Lineage: Eukaryota; Fungi; Ascomycota; Eurotiomycetes; Eurotiales; Aspergillaceae. The coding region runs from base 1 to 327 and encodes 108 amino acids. The record is from RefSeq and is a predicted model, not a curated record. The transcript has 2 exons.